Messenger RNA from Fundulus heteroclitus (mummichog), 3262 nucleotides. RefSeq names its product kunitz-type serine protease inhibitor 6. Bases 101 to 1513 code for a protein of 470 amino acids. Lineage: Eukaryota; Metazoa; Chordata; Actinopteri; Cyprinodontiformes; Fundulidae. Gene Ontology annotation, molecular function: serine-type endopeptidase inhibitor activity. The transcript has 9 exons. The record is from RefSeq and is a predicted model, not a curated record.
GGUAAAGUGAAGUGCGACACAAAACGCUGUCAGACACGGAAGUUAGCAGCUGGUGCUUGGAACAAAGACGCGCUAUCAGGUUCGGUUCGGUUCUUCCAAAAUGUUUUUCCAGGGGCUGUUCGUGCUAUCCCUCAUGCUCCAGACCGGGCUCGCUCAGAACUGUGACUGGGACCCGUCCACGGAUCCGAACCAGGGCCUCCACCCGGACUCGCUGGGAGCGGGAGCGCGCUACCUGGGCCAGAUGCAGGAGGUGUCGAACCCGGAGAUCUGCCGGGGCGCCUGCUGCCAGGAGGCGGACUGUGACCUGGCUGUGGUCGGGCAGCCGGCGGACGGAGGGUUGCAGUGCAUGCUGGUGAGCUGCGGGUCCGGCGGCUGCACGCUGCAGCACAGCUCCCAGUUCCAGGUGUUCCGCAGGACGGGCCGGAGCGAGGCCGGCCAACAAGCAGCCACACCCGGGAAGAAGCUGCACGUCGUCCCGCUGCUGGAGGCGGAAGAGCCGAGGAGCAACGAGACUAACAGCGAUCUUUGCCGUCUGGAGAAGAAGACAGGACCAUGUCGGGCGGCGUUCCCCAGAUUCUUCUACAACGUGACGAGUCAGACCUGCAGCAGCUUCAUCUUUGGCGGCUGCGAACCCAAUGGCAACAACUUCGCAUCCCAGGAAGACUGCGAGGCCGCCUGCAGCGGAGUCACCGGUUCAGUGCUGGUUGAGAGCCCGACUACUUCUGCUCCUCCUCCGCCGGCUCCCAAAGCUCCUCGGAUGGCCCCGGCAGAGUCCGGCCCGGCAGAGUCCGGCCCGGCAGAGUCCGGCCCGGCAGAGUCCGGCCCGGCAGAGUCCGGCCCGGCAGAGUCCGCCCCGCUGCAGAAGGCCGACAUCCAAGCUGAUGAGUACGCAGAGCUCUGCGAAGCCGAGUAUCAGACGGGUCCAUGCAGAGCCGCCAUGAAGCGCUGGUUCUACAACAAGGAGAAGGGCAGCUGUCAAACCUUCAUCUAUGGCGGCUGCAAAGGAAACAAGAACAACUACCGCAGCGAGGAGAGCUGCAAGUCUACCUGUACAGGUGUCAAAGUCCUGCCAUCCUCCAAGAAGAACCCAGAAGAUGACAAAAGUCGCUGCAGUUUGAGUCCUGAGUCUGGAAUGUGCCGCGCCGCCUUUCCUAAGUUCUACUACGACCCGUCCUCUGCGUCCUGCCAGACCUUCGUGUACGGUGGUUGUGGGGGCAACGGCAACAAGUUCGACUCUCUAGAGGAGUGCAUGACUGCUUGCAGCGGGGAUGGUUCCUACGAAAGUCAUGGCAAGAGCAGAAACCGAUGGACUGCAGCCUUCUUCCUCUUUGUCACUCUGGCUGUCAUCUCCGCUCUGUUGCUCGCCACGGUCAUCAUCAUCACGCUGAGACGCCACCGCCGGCCCAGACGUUACUCCUCUGUUAGUGACAAGCGGGGGCUGAUCCCAGAUUCAGACGAGAUGUCAUCUCAGGACUCACUCAGCAUCCCGGAGAGCCCCACACCAAAGGCCUAAGGGAUCCUGGAUCCGCCUGAGCUCUGCCUCAGAAUUUAUCCUCUCUCACUUCUUACAGGGAUUCAUCAGGGUGACACAAAUCUGAUCCAAGGUUGGAUCAAUUAACCUAUAAUCAGAUCAUUGGCAGGGCAACUGAAGGGUGCGGAGCCUCAGGUCUGAGGCCGAUAUUAGAGCAUCAAUAAAAUAUUUUCUUCUAUUUGUAGUAUCAGAGCUCUGGGUUAUUUGUCAUUGAUCAUCUCAUUAAAGGAGUCGUUUGAUUCACUUCAAAAUUCAGCCCAAAUUACAACUGGUCCUCAGCCCGGUAUCAUGGUAGUAACCGGUACCUAAGUGACUUUUUCCCUAAGGGCCUGAGUUACUUUCAUGAUCCUCUGAAUAUUUAAUUAUUGAUUACAUCUGCUGAAAAUGAGCAAUUUAAAUCCAGAAGUUUUUCUGUUUCCAGUCUUGAUCUGUCCCUGGUUUCCUGUCCGAAACGUCGUCAUUUAUUACCAUUGAUGAUUUGUCAGGAGGAACCGUCUGAAUCUGUUCUGUCGGGUUCUGCCGGGCUUCUUUGUGCUCCUGAUCUUUAUUGAUCAUUUGAUCUCCAUUCAUAGGGAAACAUUUAAACUUCCCGUCUGAAGUCAGCAAUCAGUAACUUCCCUGGUCAUCUAUCUCUCUGUAAGCAUGGAUGCUCUGUGGUUCUCCACAGGUUCUGGGUGGUUCUGCUUGUAUUUCCUCAUCUCUGUGGUGCUGGACAUCAAUCAUGUUUCUCUAGAAAUCAGGAUGUUUCUCUGCGGCCUUAAAUAUUUUCUGCACCAAACGGACUCUAACAGGUCCAGCUUCUAAUCCGGUGUUGGAGCGAUCCGACAUCUGUCAGCAACUAUUGAGGUGAAGAAACUUUUCAACCAAGCAGGACCACCCAGAACCUACAGAGUUCUGGGUUACUGACAAAGAUUACAGCAGAUUAACGCCUCUUAAUGGGCUGUUUGGACUUUUCCUGGUUCUGUUUCCUGGUUGUGCUCAGAGCAGAGUCUCUGAUUGGCUGUCAGCUGGAAGAUAUUCCAUUAAAUUUGAUGCGAUUUGAUUAUUGAUCAGUGAACUGAUUAGCUGAUGGAUCAGAGCUCAGGUGGUUUUAAUUAAAAGUUUAAUUCUUCAAAUUACACUUGUUCUGUUUUUAAAUCAAUUAAUGAAAGAAUUCUUUAAUCAGUUUAAGUAAUUAUUGAUUAGUUGGGAUGUAGUUGUAAAUGUUUCUCAGGAGUUUUCCUGGUUACUGUUAUUAAUCUGUUAUCAGUGUGUGCAUAUAGGGUUAUUGAAGGUAAUCAUUGAUUCUGUGUAUUGAUCAAUCAGGAGCUGACGGAAUCAGCCUGCAGGUUAUGAACCAUGAAAAUUAAUUAUUACUGUUGCUGUUAAACUCAAAUUCCCAUGAUGCACCUGCUCAAACUGGUUCCCCCUGCAGGCUGAGGUCUGAACAUCAGCUUUGCCAAUAUUGAUCUGAGAAUCUGUUGCUCUGCUGUUGAAUUAAUUUAUUGAUGAUUGAAUUGUUUUCUUUGAAAGUUUUACUGUAAUAAAUCUGAUCGAUAAUCUUAUCAAUCUGAAAAGGGCCAUGCUCGAGCUUAUUGAGCUGUUGCUUUUAACUUUUAUACAUGGAACAUUUUGUAAAAUACUGAUUAAAGUUAAUGAUCAUAUUAUUGCAUCACGGGUCCUGUUGUGAUCAAUAUUCUGAACUAUAAUCUGAUCACUAUCCACCGAAACAAUAAAUUAAGUUUAACCAUU